Melitaea cinxia (Glanville fritillary) is the source of this 504-nucleotide messenger RNA. RefSeq lists its product as uncharacterized. The transcript has a single exon. NCBI's taxonomy places the organism in Eukaryota, Metazoa, Arthropoda, Insecta, Lepidoptera, Nymphalidae. The coding region runs from base 1 to 504 and encodes 167 amino acids. The record is from RefSeq and is a predicted model, not a curated record.
AUGGAGUUGGGUGACCAAAGGCCUUCACAGCUUUUGCGUCGAAUGAGAGACUUAGCACGUGGAAAAAUACCGGAUGAAACACUUCUCAUUAUGUGGCAAAGUCAUUUACCUGCUUCUGUACGAGCUGUUUUAGCUGUAAGUGAAGUUAAAGACCUCGAAAAAUUGGCUAUAAUGGCCGAUAAGGUCAUGGAAACCUCAAGACCUGUGAAUAUUUCCGAAAUUCAUACUACUGGUUCCAGCUCAAGUGACAACUCUUUUAUAUUGGCUGAACUUGCAAAAUUAAGUUUACGUAUUCGUGAUAUGGAGAGAAGUAGGUCAAGACCAAGAAUUCGUUACAAUAAUCAGCAUAGUCGGCGACGGUCUGUCUCGAAAGCUCGUAAUACUAUACGGCGUACGCCGGAAAACGCUGAUUGGUUUUGUUAUUAUCAUCACAGGUUUCAAAGCCGAGCAAAGAAAUGUGUGGAGCCGUGUUCGUGGAAGAAACAUAAUAAUUCGGAAAACUAA